AUGGAGCAGAAAAGGUUCGAUACUCCCUGUAAAGAUACCCUACACUACGACCUACAGUACUCAUCUCUAACCUCCAAUAAUUUAGGUCCAAAACAGAAGGAAUGGGUCCCAAUUGAAAAUGCUCCGCAAGGAAAUCUAAAGAUCACAUCGGCGACCAAGAAAGACGAGCAAGGAUACAAAUGUACAGCUAGAAACGGUGUCGGCAGGGACAUCUUCAAAACCAUCGUGGUUACUGUCACUCUGCAUAUAGUCAUUCACACAACUCUAUUUUCAGCAGCUCCCAAAAUUUUGCCAUUCGUCAUCCCGAAGCGCUUGCUUGUCGGUGAACGUUUUGGAGUGACCUGUGCUACGGCAUCAGGGGGAAAGCCGUUUCAGUUUGUCUGGUUAAAGGACGGCCAAACGCUACACCCAAGCAAGAGCGUGAAUAUAGUGGACAGUUCCGAGUACUCGACGCUAAGCAUUCAGAACCUUGUGCUGGAGAAUUCAGGAAAUUACACGUGCGUCGUCAGCAACGCUGCUGGCACUGAGUCCUACUCUGACUCGUUGGAUAUUAAAGCUCCUCCAGUGUGGGUACGCGAGCCUGAAGACACGUCAGUGACCGCAGGCCAGUCCACUGAACUGCAAUGUGAAAGUAAAGGACACCCAACACCCACAGUCACGUGGAAGCGAAUAGAUGGCACGACUGUCACCACUCUAUCUGGACGAACCAUCAAAAUUGCCAGUGCCUCAAAGGCUCACCAAGCCACCUUCAGUUGCCUUGUCACCAACGGUGUUGGCAACGACUUGCACAAGACAGUGCGGUUAUCAGUAAAAUCUGCCCCUAAGAUCAUUCCUUUCACGUUUCCAAAGAAUUUGCUCGUUGGAGAGCAUUUCAGCGUAGCAUGUGCCAUCGCUUCGGGUGAGAAGCCAUUUCGAUUUGUCUGGCUAAAAGACGGCACGACGCUGCGUCCCGGCAAGGAUGUGCAAAUCGCGGGUGUCUCGGAGUACUCGACAACGCUGGCUAUUCAGAACCUAGCCCUGGAGAAUUCUGGCAACUACACAUGCGUAGUUAGCAACGCUGCUGGCACGAUGUCUUACUCUGAAGCACUGGAAAUUAAAGCUCCUCCUGCUUGGAUACAAGAACCUAAAGAUACUACUGUGACUGCUGGCCAAUCGGUUGAAUUGCGCUGCGAAGGCAAAGGCUUUCCAAGGCCAACAGUCACAUGGAGACGGACAGAUGGCGAGCAGGUUGUUACACUGAAUGGGACGACCAUCAAAAUCGCUAGCGUCAACAAGGCCCACCAAGCCACCUACAGAUGUCUUCUCACAAAUGGAAUCGGCCAUGACCUCCAGAAGACAUCGCACCGAAGCUCCAACCGUUUGUGA
Messenger RNA from Ornithodoros turicata, 1365 nucleotides. RefSeq names its product cell adhesion molecule Dscam2-like. Lineage: Eukaryota; Metazoa; Arthropoda; Arachnida; Ixodida; Argasidae. The coding region runs from base 1 to 1365 and encodes 454 amino acids. The record is from RefSeq and is a predicted model, not a curated record. The transcript is spliced from 8 exons.